Linum trigynum is the source of this 1263-nucleotide messenger RNA. The record is from the annotation of a GenBank genome assembly. Lineage: Eukaryota; Viridiplantae; Streptophyta; Magnoliopsida; Malpighiales; Linaceae.
CCAUACUCACUCUUCACUCUCCAGAAUUCACAAUCCAAAAAAAAAAAAAAUCAAGAUUCAAUCUCCAGCCGUAGCGAAUUCCCAACUUGAAUUCUUCAAUCCAGAGAUGGCACUCGAAGCUCUGAACUCGCCGACGGCAGCCGGGGCGCCGUCCCCCUUCCAAUUCGAGGAACCCAAACACCUCCACCGCCUCGCGGAUCAGCCGUGGGCCAAGCGCAAGCGGUCGAGGCGGUCCGCGGGUCACGUCGAGCAGCAGCCCACCGAGGAGGAGUAUCUCGCUCUCUGCCUCGUCAUGCUCGCUCGCGGCACCACCAAUUUGGAUUUCUCUCCCCAACCUGCUCGCUCUGCCUCCCCUGUUCCGCCGCCAGCAGCGGCGGCAAUUUCUGGUGAUGCGACUGCAGAGCAGAAGAUGAUUUUGUCCCACAAGUGUACUGUUUGUGGGAAGGCUUUCUCGUCCUACCAGGCCCUGGGCGGGCACAAGGCGAGCCACCGGAAAUCGGUCUCCGGAGAUCCGGCCGAUGGUCCGUCGACUUCCACUACUACGACCAGCGCCGCCGCCGCUCCUGCGCCUGUGACGGGGAGCGGGAAAUCCCACGUCUGCACGAUUUGUCACAAGAGCUUCCCGACCGGGCAGGCGCUCGGCGGGCACAAGCGGUGCCACUACGACGGCGGCGCCGCCGCCCACGCGGCGGAGAAGAGCGGAGUAGCUACUUCCUCCACCGUUACCCUAUCCGAGGGGGUGGGGUCCACUACCACGACGAGCAACCGGGGAUUCAUCGACCUCAACCUCCCGGCCCUUCCGGAGUUCGCAGCCGGCGAUUUCUUCUUCUCUGGCGGCGAGGACGAGGUCAUGAGCCCGUUGCCGGUUGCGAAGAAGCCCAGGCUGGUGAUUGCAGCAUCAGCGGCGGGGCCCAAACCAGAAGUCGUCUCUCAGUAGGGUGUUAUUUCAGUGAAAAUUAGGGCUUUUUGUAGGGUUACUUUAGGGAAUACAGUAUAAGUAUUCAUCAAAUUCACGUGUCGUUCUUUCUUUUUCCGAUAUAUGCGCUAUUAUUCCCUCCCGUCGUUUAUUUCUUUUUUCCUCUUGAUUGGAAAUUCUUUUAUGUACAUACAAAUUACAAUUACCAGCUCAAAUCACUGAGCUCACACUCUGUCUCAGGUUGCCAUACUACUAUUGGAAAUUCAAUUGAUUUUUAUAUAUAAUUACAAUUAUUAUCUCCUUAUAUUUUUUUUUGUAAUUAUUAGUAAUUAAGAAUUAAUACCUAU